CUCUCAGCCUGCGGUGGGUCUCCACGUCUACGGUGAGCCUGUUUCAGCACCCGGACGAGAGCCAGCAUGUCUGUGGCUGGGCUGAAGAAGCAGUUCUACAAAGCCAGCCAGCUGGUCAGCGAGAAGGUUGGUGGCGCCGAGGGUACCAAGCUAGACGAUGACUUCAAAGAAAUGGAAAAGAAAGUGGACCUCACCAGCAAGGCCGUCACAGAAGUCUUGGCCAGAACGACAGAGUACCUCCAGCCCAAUCCUGCAUCCCGGGCCAAGCUGACGAUGCUGAACACGGUGUCCAAGAUCCGGGGGCAAGUGAAGAACCCAGGCUAUCCGCAGUCGGAAGGCCUCCUCGGCGAGACCAUGAUCCGCUACGGCAAGGAGCUGGGGGAUGAGUCGAACUUUGGUGAUGCACUGCUCGAUGCCGGCGAGUCCAUGAAGCGCCUGGCCGAAGUGAAAGACUCCCUGGACAUUGAAGUGAAACAGAACUUCAUCGACCCCCUUCAGAACUUGUGCGAUAAGGACUUGAAAGAGAUCCAGCACCACCUGAAAAAACUAGAGGGCCGACGCUUAGACUUCGACUACAAGAAAAAGCGCCAGGGGAAAAUUCCUGAUGAGGAGCUGCGGCAAGCCCUGGAGAAGUUCGAAGAGUCCAAGGAGGUCGCGGAAACGAGCAUGCAUAACCUCCUGGAGACUGAUAUCGAACAAGUGAGCCAGCUUUCGGCGCUGGUGGAAGCCCAGCUGGUCUACCACAAGCAAGCGGUGCAGAUCCUGGACGAGCUCGCUGAUAAACUUAAGCGCAGAAUGAUGGAAGGGUCCUCGCGCCCCAAGCGGGAGUAUAAACCGAAGCCCCGAGAGUCGUACGAGUUUGGAGAGUCCGACCAGUCCAACGGAGGCUUUUCCUGCAACCCUGCCCCCAAAGUCUCAACUUCCUCCUCUUUCCGAUCCGAAAAACCAUCCCGGACCCCCAGCCGGAAUUUUUCUCAACUCGACCAGCCCUGCUGCAAGGCGCUGUACGAUUUUGAGCCUGAGAACGACGGGGAGCUGGGCUUCAAAGAGGGCGACAUCAUCACGUUGACCAAUCAGAUCGACGAGAACUGGUACGAGGGCAUGAUCAACGGCCAGUCGGGCUUCUUCCCGCUCAACUACGUGGAAGUGCUGGUCCCGCUACCUCAGUGA
Messenger RNA from Euleptes europaea (tarantolino), 1170 nucleotides. RefSeq names its product SH3 domain containing GRB2 like 1, endophilin A2 (gene SH3GL1). The coding region runs from base 67 to 1170 and encodes 367 amino acids. The record is from RefSeq and is a predicted model, not a curated record. Lineage: Eukaryota; Metazoa; Chordata; Lepidosauria; Squamata; Sphaerodactylidae. Gene Ontology annotation, biological process: synaptic vesicle uncoating. Gene Ontology annotation, molecular function: protein binding. Gene Ontology annotation, cellular component: presynapse; cytoplasm; glutamatergic synapse. The transcript is spliced from 10 exons.